Spodoptera exigua (beet armyworm) is the source of this 639-nucleotide messenger RNA. The record is from the annotation of a GenBank genome assembly. NCBI's taxonomy places the organism in Eukaryota, Metazoa, Arthropoda, Insecta, Lepidoptera, Noctuidae.
AUGGCGCUACAGCGGCAUAUAGUUUCCCCGGGGAAUGUGAGUAACGAUGCCGCGCCGAUCCCAGCUAAUAGUUUAAUAACACUAUCCAUGAAACUUCACGAAGAUUACCCUUCGAUUUUAUGCACUAUUAUACUUAAUGUUAGGGUCAUUCUGUUGAUGCGUGAUCCCCGUGGUUUAAUGCAGUCCAGACGGCACCGGCGAUUCUGUGAGCUGUCCUCAGACUGUUGGGAGCCAUCACUUGUGUGUGCUGACAUGAUUAGUGAUUAUGUUGCGGCUCGGAACAUAAUGCAGCGAUAUCCAGGUCGGCUAUUAGUGGUACGUUUUGAAGAUUUAGCUUUGAAGCCAGAUAUAACCACGCAGAAAAUUCUGGACUUCAUGAGAGUCGAUGGAAGAAAGGCGUUUGACGAGUUCCUUCAGUCCCACACCAAUAUGGAGGUAGCCGGUGUGCACUCCACUUUCAAGGUCACUCGAAACAUUCCUUUUAAAUGGAAAUACACGUUGGAUUAUAACUACGUUAAAGAUUUACAGAUAGCUUGUAAAGAGGCCAUGCGUUUAUGGGGUUAUAAAAUGGUGUACAACGAGACGCAUAUGAUGAGCAAUGAGUUCAACCCCGUAGAGGAUUAUACCAUCUCAAAAUGA